Messenger RNA from Syngnathus typhle (broad-nosed pipefish), 2932 nucleotides. It is a transcript of the gene ezh2, whose product is annotated as enhancer of zeste 2 polycomb repressive complex 2 subunit. Lineage: Eukaryota; Metazoa; Chordata; Actinopteri; Syngnathiformes; Syngnathidae. Gene Ontology annotation, molecular function: protein binding; histone H3K27 methyltransferase activity. Bases 354 to 2606 code for a protein of 750 amino acids. The transcript is spliced from 19 exons. The record is from RefSeq and is a predicted model, not a curated record. Gene Ontology annotation, biological process: chromatin remodeling.
CUCUUGAAUCUGCCGCUGCUGUUGCGAGAACAGAAAGAUGUCAAUGGUCCGCGCAGAGGUAACGAACGGCGACGCUUGACAGGCGCAUUGGAUUGUCGAGUAGAAACUCUAAAGCGCAUUGUCAAAUCAAAUAUAGGGCGACAGUCGGCGCACUGUUAUGAAAACAGGACAGUAGUCCCGCCGAAGUGAAAGCCGCGUUCUUCUUCCGCCUCUUCCUCAGAUAACUUCGCUAGCCGCUGAGCUAGCGCGCUGCUAGCAGCUGCUCGGCACACAAAGAAACCAGAAAGGACGACUUGGUCGCCGAUUUACGGCGCGCUCUUGAAUGAAGACGGAGCCCAGCUUACAGCGUGAUCAUGGUGCUGACUGGCAAGCGUUCUGAGAAAGGACCCGCUCGCUGGAAGAGGAGAGUCAAGUCUGAGUACAUGAGGCUGCGCCAGCUCAAGCGCUUCAGGCGGGCUGACGAGGUCAAAAGCAUGUUCAACAGCAACCGCCAGAAGAUCCUGGCGCGCACUGACAUCUUAAACCAGGAGUGGAAGACCCAAUGUAUCCAGCCCGUCCACAUCAUGACGUCUGUCGGCUCGCUCAGAGGCACACGAGAGUGCACAGUGGACAGCAGCUUCUCUGAGUUCCCCCGCCAGGUCAUCCCCUUGAAGACCCUCAAUGCCGUGGCCUCCAUCCCUGUCAUGUACUCGUGGUCGCCACUGCAGCAAAACUUCAUGGUGGAGGAUGAAACGGUGCUAUAUAACAUUCCCUACAUGGGGGACGAGAUACUGGACCAGGACGGCACCUUCAUUGAGGAGCUUAUCAAGAACUACGACGGAAAAGUCCACGGAGACAGAGAGUGCGGCUUCAUCAAUGACGAGAUCUUUGUUGAGUUGGUCAGCUCAUUGUCUCAGUACAGCGACAACGAGGAGGACGAGGAGGAAGAGCACGACUUCAAGAUGGAGAAGAUGGACGCCACCUGCGAGCACCCGGACCACGCGCACACCAAUGAGGGCCGAGCCGACGACAUUGGCAGCAAGAAGUUUCCGUCGGACAAGAUCUUUGAAGCCAUCUCCGCUAUGUUCCCUGACAAAGGUUCCACAGAAGAGCUGAAAGAGAAGUACAAGGAGUUAACGCAGCAGCAGCUUCCCGGCGCGUUGCCUCCCGAAUGCACGCCCAACAUCGAUGGUCCCAACGCUCGCUCGGUGCAGCGCGAGCAGAGCCUGCACUCGUUCCACACGCUCUUCUGCAGACGCUGCUUCAAGUACGACUGCUUCCUUCAUCCGUUCCACGCCACGCCCAACACGUACAAACGCAAGAAUCUGGAGAACCUGGAGGACAACAAGGCUUGCGGCGCGGACUGUUACAUGCACCUGCUGCAGGACGACGUGGCAAGCGAGUACGCCAGCGGACUGGCUGCGGCGGAGUGCGCCAAGACGCCUUCCAAGCGCACGACUGGGCGUCGCCGCGGACGUCUGGCCAACAGCCGGCCCGGGACGCCCACCGCCCUGUCCUCGGAGACCAAAGACACGGACAGCGAACGCGAGGGCAGCAAAGACGACGACGACGACAGCGACGACAAGAAGGACGACAACAGCGGCAGCAGCUCGGAGGGCAACUCUCGCUGUCAGACACCCGUCAAGCUCAAGCUCCACCUUCCCACUGAGUCGCUGGAGUGGAGCGGCGCCGACGCAUCGCUCUUCCGGGUACUCAUCGGCACCUACUACGACAACUACUGCGCCAUCGCCAGACUCAUCGAAACCAAGACGUGUCGCCAGGUAUACGAGUUCCGGGUGAAAGAGUCGAGCAAUAUCGCGCGCGCUCCCGCCGAAGAUGAGGACACUCCCCCUAGGAAGAAGAAGCGCAAGCAUCGACUUUGGGCCACGCACUGUAGGAAAAUCCAGCUCAAGAAAGACGGUUCGUCCAAUCACGUGUACAACUACCAGCCAUGCGACCACCCUAGACAACCCUGCGACUCGUCUUGUCCGUGCGUCACCGCCCAGAACUUUUGUGAGAAGUUCUGCCAGUGCAGCUCAGAGUGCCAGAACCGAUUCCCGGGUUGCCGGUGCAAAGCUCAGUGUAACACCAAGCAGUGUCCGUGCUACCUGGCCGUCAGGGAGUGCGAUCCCGACCUUUGCCUCACCUGCGGCGCCGCCGAGCACUGGGACAGCAAGAACGUCUCUUGCAAGAACUGCUCCAUCCAGAGGGGCGCCAAGAAGCACCUCCUGCUGGCGCCGUCCGACGUGGCGGGUUGGGGCAUCUUCAUCAAGGAGCCAGUCCAGAAGAACGAGUUCAUCUCGGAGUACUGCGGCGAGAUCAUCUCCCAGGAUGAAGCAGAUCGCAGAGGCAAAGUGUAUGACAAAUACAUGUGCAGCUUCCUCUUCAACCUCAACAACGACUUUGUUGUUGACGCCACCCGCAAAGGCAACAAGAUUCGAUUCGCCAACCACUCCGUCAACCCAAACUGCUACGCCAAAGUCAUGAUGGUGAACGGCGACCACAGGAUCGGCAUCUUCGCCAAGCGCGCCAUUCAGACCGGGGAGGAGCUCUUCUUUGACUACAGGUACAGCCAAGCGGACGCUCUCAAGUACGUCGGCAUUGAGCGCGAGAUGGAGAUCGCCUGAGACACACACAGACGCGGCAACACGCGCUCGCACACACCAACUAUCAUCAGGAUGACCGUCAGCUUGUCUGAAAACCAUUUCAGGAAGAUUUGUAGCGCCUUUUUGUUCUGUUAAAGGUGCGGGGGGGGGGGGGGGGGGGCGACAUUCGUUUUCUCAAACUUUCAGGGACCAAAGUUGGCACUGGCAGGCUCGAGUUGUUGUGCGAAGGACGUUUAAUGGUGUCGUCCAACACCUCAGCAACAUUUUACCUUUUUAACAUUGUGGCGUCUAGCCAGAAAAUACAUUUCUUGACAGUGAACUCUUGUGGCGUCGAGUGAGCGCCAAAA